This is a messenger RNA of Pogoniulus pusillus (Red-fronted tinkerbird), 4200 nucleotides long. RefSeq names its product ubiquitin protein ligase E3A (gene UBE3A). Bases 946 to 3585 code for a protein of 879 amino acids. The record is from RefSeq and is a predicted model, not a curated record. Gene Ontology annotation, molecular function: ubiquitin protein ligase activity. Lineage: Eukaryota; Metazoa; Chordata; Aves; Piciformes; Lybiidae. Gene Ontology annotation, biological process: ubiquitin-dependent protein catabolic process; protein polyubiquitination. The transcript has 15 exons.
CAAGCGCCGCUUCGACUGCCUCCCGCUUGGCGCGGCGAGUGAAAAAGGCAGGGAAGGACGGGCACGCGAUCUCUAUGGUUUUGCGCGGUGGGUAGCGUGGCGCAGCCGCCUCGUCCGCUCGCCCUCGCCCGCGUUGCACGCUGGGAAGCAGUGUGUCCUCCUUCCUGCCCCCCCCAACCCCACCCCCGCCUGCCGUGAGUCCUCCGAGCUUGCGCCGCGCUGAUAUCCGCGUUGUUCCCAAGAUGGUGGCGCGGGGCUCGGGCUGAGAGUGAGUGAGUGAGUCCGUCCGCGACAGGAGGCGCACCCGCGGGCCCGGCCCGCCUUCCCGCCCUUGCGCGCCGCGCUACUGGCCUCGCCAGGCCGCUCGCUUCUCCCUCCGUCGCCCCGCCAGGCCGCAGUCCUGUCUUCUCCGCCCUGGGGCCACGACGGCUCCACCACCAGCAGCAGCGGCGGCGACGGCGCAUUCUCGCCUGUGGCGCGGCCCCAAGCGCGGCGCGGCCCCCGCAUGAACCCAGGCGGCGGGAGUGACCGGGAGCAGCAGGCCACGGCGCCCAGAGUGGUGAAGAAUUAGGAGAAGCUGCACUUGUUCAGCUGAGUGGAACUAAAUGGGUGGCUUCCCUCUGGACCCUCACUUCACUGUCUUAGGUCCCAGAACUGUAGACGUCCAGCUUAAAAUUUGAAAGAACAAAUUUCUGCAGCUCUGGAAAGAUAUGCCAUGGAAGUAAUCAGCUGGGGUGGUCCCGGGGCGCUCUGGGCAGGACUAUUGCUGAGUGAUCAUUGGCUGCCACCUGCGUGACCAACACUUCAAUUUAUACCGGUGGAGCCAGAUCACAGGAAACAAUUGACAGACCUGUUAAGCUUAUGCUUAGCCCAGCGUGAUACAGGACUGGUGUGACAACUCAUUUUUAAUCAGUGACUCAAUUGUGAUCACCCUGAUGUCACCGAAUGGCCACAGCUUGUAAAAGAUCACCAGGAGAACCUCACUCUGAAAACAUUGAAACUAGCCGAAUGAAGCGAGCAGCUGCAAAGCAUCUAAUAGAGCGCUACUACCACCAGUUAACUGAGGGCUGUGGAAAUGAAGCCUGCACGAAUGAAUUUUGUGCUUCCUGUCCAACUUUUCUCCGUAUGGAUAACAAUGCAGCAGCCAUUAAGGCCCUCGAGCUUUAUAAGAUUAAUGCAAAACUCUGUGAUCCUCAUCCCUCCAAGAAAGGAACAAGCUCAGCUUACUUAGAAAACAAUUCCAAAGGUGCCCAUAACAAUUCCUGCACUGACAGAAAAAUGAACAAGAAGGAGAUGCAAGGCCCAAGGGAUGACUUUAAAGAUGUGACUUUUCUAACAGAAGAUAAAAUAUAUGAAAUUCUUGAACUAUGUCGAGAGAAAGAGGAUUAUUCCCCUUUAAUCCGGGUGAUUGGGAGAGUAUUUUCUAGUGCUGAAGCAUUGGUACAGAGUUUCCGAAAAGCCAAGCAGCACACCAAGGAGGAGCUCAAGUCUCUUCAAGGAAAGGACGAAGACAAAGAUGAGGAUGAAAAGGAAAAAGCUGCCUGCUCGGCUGCUGCUAUGGAGGAAGAUUCAGGUGCAUCAUCAUCAUCAUCAAGAAUAGGUGACAACACACAGGGAGACAAUAACCUCCAAAAACUAGGCCCAGAUGAAGUGUCUGUAGAUAUUGAAGCAGUCAGGCGGGUCUACGAUAGAUUACUUUCUAAUGAGAAAAUAGAAACUGCCUUUUUAAAUGCACUUGUGUACUUGUCACCUAAUGUGGAAUGUGACUUGACUUACCAUAACGUGUACUCUCGGGAUCCUAACUAUCUGAAUUUGUUUAUUAUCGUUAUGGAGAAUGGCAAUCUUCAUAGCCCAGAAUAUCUGGAAAUGGCCCUACCAUUGUUUUGCAAAGCAAUGAGCAAACUGCCCCUUGCAGCUCAAGCAAAACUGGUCCGAUUGUGGUCUAAAUACAGAGCAGACCAAAUCCGGAGAAUGAUGGAAACAUUUCAGCAGCUUAUUACUUACAAAGUCAUAAGCAACGAGUUCAAUAGUCGGAAUCUAGUGAAUGAUGAUGAUGCUGUUGUUGCUGCUUCAAAGUGCUUGAAAAUGGUUUACUAUGCAAAUGUAGUAGGCGGGGAUGUGGAUACAGAUCAUAAUGAAGAGGAAGAUGAAGAACCUAUCCCAGAAUCAAGUGAACUAACUCUUCAAGAGCUGUUGGGUGAGGAAAGAAGAAAUAAAAAAGGUCCUCGAGUGGACCCACUGGAAACUGAGCUUGGUGUUAAAACUAUAGACUGCAGAAAACCACUUAUCCCUUUUGAAGAAUUUAUUAAUGAACCACUGAAUGAUGUUCUAGAAAUGGACAAAGACUACACUUUCUUCAAAGUAGAAACGGAAAAUAAAUUCUCUUUUAUGACCUGUCCCUUCAUACUGAAUGCUGUUACCAAGAACCUGGGGUUGUAUUACGACAAUAGAAUCCGGAUGUACAGUGAAAGACGCAUAACUGUGCUCUACAGCUUAGUUCAAGGACAGCAGCUCAACCCGUAUUUGCGACUCAAAGUGAGACGUGAUCACAUCAUAGAUGAUGCGCUCGUGCGGCUAGAGAUGAUUGCCAUGGAAAAUCCUGCAGACUUGAAGAAGCAAUUAUAUGUUGAAUUUGAAGGAGAGCAAGGGGUAGAUGAAGGAGGUGUUUCCAAAGAAUUUUUUCAACUGGUUGUGGAAGAAAUCUUCAAUCCAGAUAUUGGGAUGUUCACAUAUGAUGAAUCCACAAAACUGUUUUGGUUUAAUCCGUCCUCUUUUGAAACCGAGGGUCAAUUUACACUGAUUGGCAUAGUGCUUGGUCUGGCUAUUUACAAUAACUGUAUACUGGAUGUACAUUUUCCCAUGGUUGUCUACAUGAAGCUAAUGGGCAAAAAAGGAACUUUCCGUGAUCUGGCAGACUCUCAUCCUGUUCUUUACCAGAGUUUGAGAGACUUACUAGAGUAUGAAGGAAGUGUGGAAGAUGACAUGAUGAUAACGUUUCAAAUCUCUCAUACGGAUCUCUUUGGCAACCCAAUGAUGCAUGACUUGAAGGAAAACGGUGAUAAAAUUCCUAUUACAAAUGAAAACAGAAAGGAAUUUGUCAAUCUAUACGCUGACUACAUACUCAAUAAAUCAGUAGAAAAGCAGUUCAAGGCCUUUCGGAGAGGAUUCCACAUGGUCACCAAUGAAUCUCCUUUGAAAUAUUUAUUUAGACCAGAGGAAAUUGAAUUACUUAUUUGCGGAAGUAGGAAUUUAGAUUUUCAAGCACUAGAAGAAACUACAGAGUAUGAUGGUGGCUAUACAAGAGACUCUCUUAUUAUUAGGGAAUUCUGGGAAAUAGUCCAUUCAUUUACAGAUGAUCAGAAAAGACUAUUCUUACAGUUUACAACAGGCACAGACAGAGCCCCAGUGGGAGGACUUGGAAAGUUAAAGAUGAUCAUAGCCAAAAAUGGCCCAGAUACAGAAAGGUUACCUACAUCUCACACAUGCUUUAAUGUACUUUUGCUCCCGGAGUACUCAAGCAAAGAAAAGCUUAAAGAAAGAUUAUUGAAGGCCAUCACAUAUGCCAAAGGAUUUGGCAUGCUGUAAUAAAUUUAACAAAAGGGAUUAAAAAAAUGAUGGUGAUGUCCCUGUCUAAAAAGGCCAUAAGAUAGUGAGCUACAGUAGUCACCUGUGUUUGUGCCUCCCUUCUUUACUGGGGACAUUGGGCUGGAACAGCAGAUUUCAGCUGCUUAUAUGAACAAAAUCUUUAUUUUUUCUUUUAGCGUGAAAGUGUUACAUAUUCUUUCACUUGUAUGUACAGAGAGGUUUUCCUGAAUAUUUAUUUUAAGGGUUAAAUCACUUUUGCUUGUGUUUAUUACUGCUUGAAGUUGAGCCUUUUUGAGUAUUUACAAGAAAACAAACUGUACUCUCCCAAGGAAAAUAUUGCCAUCAUUUGUAGACCAUGUAACCUUCAAGUAUGUGCUAUAUUUUUGUCCCUGUAUCUAAUCAAAUCAAGAACUGUACUUUUCAAAGAGUUUGCUUUUGAAACUUGAAGUCUUGGAAAACAGUGUGAUGCAAUUACUGCUGUUCUAGCCCCCAAAGAGUUUCUGUGCAAAAUCUUAAGAAUCAAUAAAGAUGGAAGGGAGAACUUGGAAUGUUAAAUUGCAGCCUUGAGAACUUUACUUUAGUCACAGCACAACGAUUAAAAUUCAUUUCACUAUA